GACCUCCCGGCACCUUGGGCCGCUGUGGGACACGUCCUCGAUGCCCUGGUUCCCGGUGGUCGCCUGGUGACCUUUUCGCCCUGCGUGGAGCAGGUGGACAAGACGGCCACGGAGCUCCGGCGCAGCUGCCGAUUCUUCGACAUCCGCAUGCUGGAGACGCUGGCCGUGAACUGGGGCGUGCGCGCUGCUGAGGCCAAGUCCAAGAAGCGGCGCCUGCCGAACCAGGACGCAGACGAGUCUUCGAGGCCACAAGAGCCCAGCACAACUGCAAAAAGCGGUCCAGAUCCUGGGAGCCAGUGGCUGAGCUACCAGAUGCCCAUGAGGUCCCACACGGCCUACCUGCUGGUAGCCACGCGGGCACCGGCCGACGAAGCCUAG
Symbiodinium necroappetens is the source of this 378-nucleotide messenger RNA. The record is from the annotation of a GenBank genome assembly. NCBI's taxonomy places the organism in Eukaryota, Dinophyceae, Suessiales, Symbiodiniaceae.